UGAAUAUUUUAUUACAAAAGUUACUGUAAUACGCAGGUUUAUCAAGCAUUUUAAAACAAUUUGGAUACUAAAAUGAAGCUAGUGCUAUUUUUGAUUCAUUUUAUAAUGUUUAUUACUUUGAUUUCAUGUUUUUCUGAGGAGUCAUCAGAAAAUUCCAAAAUUCGACGAUCUUUAGUUGAAGAAAUAGCUGCUCAAGAAUUGGAAAACGUAAAAAAAGUUCUGGAACAAAAUUUACCAUUUGAAGAAAGUUAUUCAUAUUUGAUGAAAAAUUUUGCCGAAUAUCGUAAACAAUAUGAAGAUGCUUUGAACGAAAAACUUCCAAGAAUAUCUGGAUUUCCACCAAUGCACUCAAAUGCAUAAAAAUUUUUAUCUUUACAUUAAAAUAUUUGAAAUAAAAUUGUUGACAUUUUUAUUUUUAAACAAAAUUGUUGAUUAAAACACAAACAAACAAGUUGGAAUUUAAUUUUCAAACUUAAUUUCUGGAACAAGAUCUAAGAGCUGCUGCCAUUCCUUCUUAGUAAGAGUGAUGCCAGAUUUUCCAGGACGGUAUUGACCUGUAAAGAUUGAAUUAAUUUAUAAAUCGACCAAGUUGUGUUUUGCAUGCUAAUGAUAAGUUUCAAUACAUAUAAAGUAAAUUUCUUCGUACCUGUUCCUUUAUCCAUAUAAUAUUCACGAAUAUUCAGAUACUGCUUGCCUUUAAAUGAACUCAAGCUUACACGACGGUUUCUGUCUAGUUCCCAGUAUGAAUUUCCCUGAUCAUCAGUUUUUGUAGAGUCGCUUCCUCCUUUUGAAUCAUUUCCACCUUUAACGUCAUUUCCACUCUUUGACUUCUUGGCCGGUGGAUUUCU
Messenger RNA from Chironomus riparius, 848 nucleotides. The record is from the annotation of a GenBank genome assembly. Lineage: Eukaryota; Metazoa; Arthropoda; Insecta; Diptera; Chironomidae.